Messenger RNA from Exophiala bonariae, 1818 nucleotides. RefSeq lists its product as uncharacterized. Gene Ontology annotation, molecular function: transmembrane transporter activity. The transcript has 3 exons. Lineage: Eukaryota; Fungi; Ascomycota; Eurotiomycetes; Chaetothyriales; Herpotrichiellaceae. Gene Ontology annotation, cellular component: membrane. Gene Ontology annotation, biological process: transmembrane transport. Bases 1 to 1818 code for a protein of 605 amino acids. The record is from RefSeq and is a predicted model, not a curated record.
AUGGCUGACCCCAAGAGUGCUGCCAAUGUCACUGAGAUGCCGGAUUCAAUUGUGGUCAAAGCUCCCGGAGCCGAUGCGUCGAUAGAACGAGUCUUUGAUGACGAUGGAAAUCUACUACCGACCGAAGACGAAUUAAAGACUCUCAAAAGAGUGGCCAUCCCUCUCCCAUACACAGCUUAUCUACUUUGCAUUGUUGAAUUUGCAGAACGCGGGUCCUAUUUUGGCUGUAGACAAGUGUUCGCAAACUUCGUCAAUAACCCGUUACCAGUGGGUGGAAAUGGAUCAGGUGCUCCGCCCAAAGGUACUCAACAGAAUGCUGGCGCCUUGGGCAAAGGCUCCGUCGUUGCAUCCGCUGUGAUAUCUUCGUUUGCAUUCCUCGGUUACGGUCUACCACUCUUCACUGGAUGGGCUGCUGAUGCCAAAUUCGGUCGCUUCAAGACAAUUUGUUUUGGAGUUGUCAUAAUGCUGAUCGCCCAUAUUGUCAUGAUUAUCGCCGGUAUCCCAUCAGUACUCAGAGCAGGCCAUGCAGAAGGACCAUUCUACCUCAGUGUUUAUCUUCUUGCAAUUGGAUCAGCGAUUUUCAAGCCUAACAUUAAUCCAACCAUCCUGGACCAAAACCCACUCCGGCAUGCCAUUAUCAAGACGGAUACAAAUGGUGAGAGAGUCAUUGCAGAUCCCGAGGCGACAAAUGACUCUAUCAUGUUGUGGUUCUAUCUUCUCCUCAAUAUUGGGGGCUUCAUGGGAGUUCCCACUGCAUACCUGGCGAAACUUGUUGGAUUUUGGGCGGCCUUCACGCUCCCUGGAAUUCUCUACUUGUUCUUGCCCCUGGUAUUGUGGAUCGCGAACAAAAAUCUCAAGAAGCAGCCCCCAGGUGGAAGUGAUUUAGGCAACAUCUUCAGGGUACUUUUCAUUGCGUUGAAAAAGAAUGGACCCAUUGGCAUAUUUCGACGCAAUGGUCUAAACGCAGCCACACCAACCAGUCUUGCGCUUACUGGGGAUACCCGCAAAGUCAAUUGGAACGACAGAUUUGUUGAGGAUGUUCGCCGUACAUUUCAGGCAUGUGGAAUCUUCCUCUUCUUCCCGAUAUACGUGAUCAACUCUGCCGGCCUCGGCGCUGCCGUGAAUGCCCAAAGCAAUUCGAUGACGACCAACGGAGUUCCUAAUGACGUGGUUAACAAUAUCAACUCAUUGUCCAUCAUAUGUGCUUUGCCCAUCAUGAACCACAUCAUCUACCCUACGUUGAGAAAAUUUCGGAUCAGAUGGGGGCCGAUAUCACGUAUCACAUGUGGAUUCAUGUUCGCUGCAAUCGGUUCUUCGGGCUGGGCCAUCAUUCAAUAUUACAUCUAUCGGACAUCGCCCUGUGGAAAUCGUGCAUCCACGUGUGUCGAUGAGAACGGCGAGACCUUGGUAUCUCCCCUCACGGUUUGGUGGACAGCCAUUCCGACUGCAGUCUCAGCGAUGUCGGAAAUUUUCUGCAAUGUCACCGCUUACAGCGUUGCAUAUUCGCGAUCACCUCCAAAUAUGAAAGGGUUGGUUUUAGCGAUCAAUCUUUUUAUGACGGCUAUCGCUGCAGCGAUUUCCCUGGCCACUGCGGGAAUCAUUCGGGACCCAUAUCUUACUUGGGCAUUUGCGGGGCCCUCAAUUGUCGGAUUUGUUCUCGCUGUCGUCUUCUAUUACCUCUAUCGAGAUAUUGACAAGGAGGAAUAUGUUGCGCAUCUGUGGGAUGAUACCGUGGAAGGUGUAGAACCCUCAACAGGCCAGACGGACAUGGCAGCUCCACAAGAGGCCUUGCGUGCAAAGACUGCACUCAAUGCAUAA